Messenger RNA from Vittaforma corneae ATCC 50505, 399 nucleotides. RefSeq lists its product as uncharacterized. Gene Ontology annotation, biological process: translation. Lineage: Eukaryota; Fungi; Microsporidia; Nosematidae. Gene Ontology annotation, molecular function: structural constituent of ribosome. Gene Ontology annotation, cellular component: ribosome. The coding region runs from base 1 to 399 and encodes 132 amino acids. The transcript has a single exon. The record is from RefSeq and is a predicted model, not a curated record.
AUGGCUUUUCAAUUGAAAGUUCUUAAAAGCACCUCCAAUCAACUUUUGAAUAGAAAAGAGCUUCAGCUUGAGAUAACCCACACUAAUCAGUCCUCUCCAGACAAGAAGUCUGUCACGGAGGAGCUUAGUUCAAAUUAUUCCAUCCCAGCUGAGCAGAUUUAUGUAUAUGGCAUGAGAACCAAGCCUGGGCUGCACAAAACAAUUGCCAGUGCAAACAUGUACAGUGCCUUUGAGGACCUAAAGAAGAUUGAGAGGUCUUUUGUUGUCGCUAGAAUCACAGGGGAGAAACUUUCCAAGAUUCCAAGGAGACAGAAAAAGGAUGCCAGGAUUAAGAAGUAUAAGAGAUUUGGAACUCUCAAGAGAAAUAUGAAGAGAGCAUCCAGGAGAAGACAGGAUUAA